AUGCGCCGCGCGGCCGCCGGUCGCCUCUAUGGUUCCUCCCCCGGAAGCAGCGGGGCGGUGCGGGGCAGCGCGAUGGCGGCGGAGCCCACAACGGCGGCGGCAGCCGCGGAGCCCGAGGAGGACAGCGGCGAGGCGGAGGGCGGCCUGGGGCAGCUGCUGGAGGAGGAGGAAGACGGCGACGAUGGCGGCGGUUACGUGCUCUACAGGGACAGGAAGGAGUGGGCGGAUAUUGAGCCCGUGCCGCAAAACGACGGACCAAAUCCCGUGGUGCAGAUCAUCUACAGUGAGAAAUUCCGAGAUGUGUAUGAUUAUUUCCGGGCUGUUCUGCAGCGGGAUGAGAGAAGCGAAAGAGCUUUCAAGCUAACUGCAGAUGCCAUUGAGUUAAAUGCUGCAAACUACACAGUUUGGCACUUUCGGAGAGUCCUCUUGCAGUCUUUGGGAAAAGAUCUCCAUGAGGAGCUUAAGUAUAUUACAGCUAUUAUUGAAGAUCAGCCAAAGAACUACCAAGUCUGGCAUCACAGACGAGUACUGGUUGAAUGGCUGCAGGAUCCAUCUCAAGAGCUUGAGUUUAUAGCUGACAUUCUUAACCAAGAUGCUAAGAAUUAUCAUGCCUGGCAGCACAGACAGUGGGUUAUUCAGGAGUUCAAGUUGUGGGAUAAUGAACUGGAAUAUGUAGACCAGCUUCUGAGGGAGGAUGUGAGAAACAAUUCUGUCUGGAACCAAAGGCACUUUGUAAUUUUCAACACUACGGGCUAUGAUGAUCCAGCAGUUCUAGACAGAGAAGUCCAGUACACGCUCGAGAUGAUCAGAGCAGUACCACAUAAUGAGAGUGCUUGGAACUACUUGAAAGGGAUUCUCCAGGAUCGAGGUCUUUCAAAAUACCCAAACCUAUUAGAGCAACUGUUGGAUUUACAGCCUAGCCACAGUUCACCCUAUCUGAUUGCGUUUCUUGUGGACAUCUAUGAAGAUAUGCUCGAAAAUCAGUGUGAUAACAAGGAAGAAACACUGAACAAGGCAUUAGAGCUGUGUGAAAUCCUGGCUAAAGAAAAGGACACCAUCCGAAAGGAAUACUGGAGGUAUAUUGGAAGAUCCCUCAAGAACAGACACAGCUCGGGCACUGAACAGAGCUUGCCAACAGAGAAGCAGCAGUAACCAAAUGUGGAAGAAAACAGUGUUAAGCUCUCAAGCUGUCCUAAAGGAAUACCAAGGAGGGGGCCAUCAGCCUGUAUGAAAUGCUGUGUAGUUUUCCCUGAUCAUGAGGUAUUGUAACAAAAAGUGGAGUGCUGCAGCCAUAAUGAAGAAGGCAGACAUAGUCUCUUGAGUCACUGCUGCCUCUGUUGAUGGCUGUUGGUGAAAAGUACCAAAUAAAAGACUUAUUUCAUAGUAAAUAAUUUAGCAAGUUUAACUUUAUGUAUUUAUUGAAACGUACUAAACCAGUUUCUCGCACUCUGGCUUGUCUGUUUCGGGGCCAUCUCUCCCUAACACUGUCAUGUCAGGCUCUGCAGUGAUGACUGCAAGUAGCUCUAUUGGAUAUAAAGUAACCUUGUUCCCAUGACUGCAAGUGGGAGCUGUUGCCGUGUGUGGGAACAGCUCCGCAGCACUGACAACACAUGUUAUUGUAUGAACUAACAGCUACUGUCAAUUUGUAAUAAAAACAGAUGACGUUAAAA
Molecule: messenger RNA, 1670 nt
Organism: Nothoprocta perdicaria
Lineage: Eukaryota; Metazoa; Chordata; Aves; Tinamiformes; Tinamidae
Gene: FNTA
Product: farnesyltransferase, CAAX box, alpha
Exons: 9
Coding region: 1-1152 (383 amino acids)
Biological process (GO): protein geranylgeranylation; protein farnesylation
Cellular component (GO): cytoplasm; protein farnesyltransferase complex; CAAX-protein geranylgeranyltransferase complex
Molecular function (GO): protein farnesyltransferase activity; CAAX-protein geranylgeranyltransferase activity
Source: RefSeq, a predicted model, not a curated record